AUGCACAACGCCGACCCAAACCUGGAUGCGACCGCGUUCGACGAUUACGGGGACUCGAUGGACCUCGAGUCGACGAGGUUCAACGUCACCGUCACGCCGCAGAACGUGGAGACGGUCGCUCCUCCGGAAGACCUCGACUCCACCGUUGCUCUCUUCGCCGCCGGAUCAGAUGACCACGUCGUGGGCGAGCUCCCGACAUGCCAACGCGAAAAGUAUUCCGACUACAACGAUUCCAUGAUUUCGUUCCUCCAAAUUGAAUCGCAAUCCGCCACUGCUACCAACCUCGAGCUGUAUGCGGAGAAGAAGAAAUUAGAGGAGGAGUUGGCAACGGUCACUCAAGAAAACCGAGCUCACAAACGUGACCUCGCGGAGUUCGAACAGCAACUGGCCGCUGGGAAAACCACGUAUAUCAAGCUCGUCGAAGCCAUGCAGGAGAAAGACGAGGCUCACGCUCAAGAACUCCGUGUUGCCCGCGAAGAAACUGACGCACUCGUUGAGCAAGCCCGGCUGGCUACCAACCUCGAGCUGUAUGCGGAGAAGAAGAAAUUAGAGGAGGAGCUGGCGACGGUCACUCAAGAAAACCGAGCUCACAAACGUGACCUCGCGGAGUUCGAACACCAACUGGCCGCUGGGAAAACCACGUAUAUCAAGCUCGUCGAAGCCAUGCAAGAGAAAGACGAGGCUCACGCUCAAGAACUCCGUGUUGCCCGCGAAGAAAGCGCAGCGACACUGGAACGAGCGCAGCUGGACGCCGCCUCGGCACGCGAGGACUCUGUGAAGCUGCAAGAGCUACUUACUACAUUGCCACACCUCCAAGCUCAGCUCGACACCCUCAAAUCUACCAACCAAAACCUCAUCGAAGCUGCGAAGGCCAUGGAAGCGGCUCACGCCGAGGAGCUCCGUGUCGCCCGCGAAAAAACUGACGCACUCCGUGAGCAGGCGCUGUUGGAUGUCGCCUCCAUCCGCGAAGAGUGCCUCAAGGUCAAUUCGGAAUACGAAAACCUCUCCAAGUCCGCGGAAGCGAAUGUAGCGAAGUGCGAGAAGGUGACGGCGGAACUUGAAGCUCUCCGCGAACAGCAUGAGAUGUCGCUCAAGCAGGCUGAACUCGUCAUCGGGCAACUCAACGACCAGCUGCGGGAAAAAGAUGCGGAAAUCCAGCACCGCGCUGCUGCUCUCAAGCAGCAGUUGAAGACGGCCGAAGAAUCAAAUGCGGAACUGGAGCAGCGGCUGAUCGAACAGGCAGCAUCCACCGAACAAGAAAUUGAAGCCCUCCGUCAGAAGCACGACCUGACCAUUAAGCACGCGGAAUACAGCAUCGGACAACUGCAGGACGAGCUUCGCCAGAAAAAUGCAACACCCGAGCCCGGCGCUGCUCUCCAGCAGCAGUUGAUGGCUGUCGAGGCUCAGAAUACCGAGCUCAAGCAGCAGCUCGCGGAUCAGAAGGCAGAGCUGGCUGCGGCGAACGAAGAGGUGGAAAGGCUUGGCAGCGCGCUCGACGAAGUGGACGAUAUUGAAGCGAAAUUGCUGAAGGAGAUUGGCGAACUUCGGCAGCAACUCGGCGGCUCCAAGGAAACACAGCAUUCGUCACCGGGGCUGCUCGCUGUGUUGAAGGACCGAAUCCAGGCGCUUUCGCCGCUCCGCACUUCGCCAGUGCAUUCGCCGAUCGAGCACGGAAACGAGCAGCCACGGACCCCGAUAGCCAACAAAACCAUGGGCACUAUGGAGAUGACCAAGCUCAACACUCCGGCUCGCAACACGGCCGGGUCGCCAAGCCAACCGAAGCAAGAGUGCACGCAGCAA
Messenger RNA from Mesorhabditis spiculigera, 1800 nucleotides. Lineage: Eukaryota; Metazoa; Nematoda; Chromadorea; Rhabditida; Rhabditidae. The record is from the annotation of a GenBank genome assembly.